Messenger RNA from Melitaea cinxia (Glanville fritillary), 5463 nucleotides. RefSeq names its product sperm flagellar protein 2-like. The record is from RefSeq and is a predicted model, not a curated record. The coding region runs from base 1 to 5352 and encodes 1783 amino acids. The transcript is spliced from 2 exons. Lineage: Eukaryota; Metazoa; Arthropoda; Insecta; Lepidoptera; Nymphalidae.
AUGGCGGAAAUUUUAAAAGACUGGCUAUCUAAUCGCUUGCAGCGUUCUAUUACAUGGAAAGCAGAAGAAUUUGGGGACAAAAUGAAAAACGGUCAUACAAUUUCAUGUGUUUUGCGAAGUUAUAAUGUCAUCAAUGAUGAAAAGCAUUUUCUGAUUAAACCGAGUAAUAUAAAUGAAGAUAUAAAAAGUAAUUGGAAGUAUUUAAGCUUUUGGCUAUCGGAGUUGGAAAUACAUUUAAGUGAUGAAGACCUAGAAAAUAUUAUGGCAGGAAAAGGUUCUACGAUACUAAGGCUAUUUUAUCAACUUUUUCUUACUUUAGACAAGAGGGACAGAACCAAUUUCAUUAAACAAGAAAGGAAAAAAUAUUCGAAUUUAGUGGAAAAAAUUAAAAAUCGUUUUACUGUAAAUAAAGUCAAAGAGAAACGAGAACCAUUCGUAGAGAAUUUAUCUAAGCCUUUGUUAGAUGAAAAUCAAUUUAUUCAGUGGCAAAAAGAAAAAUCUAAACAAAUUAAGGAAACGUAUGAUUAUUUACGCUACAGAUAUUUGAAAACUUUAAAACACAUAGAAGAAUCUAAUACACCUUUGAAAUAUCAAGCUUCGACGGCGAAAAAAAUCUCCGACAAAGAUAAAAAAGAUAUGGAACAAUUUUCACUACGAUAUCCAUGUAAAUUUCACAACUAUACUUAUGAAGAGCUAUGUGACUUAGAUAAAAGUGUUUCACAAAGGAAGCAGCCGCUUAUUGAUUCGCAAUGGGUUAAAAACUACAUGGAUAAUUUACAUACUAGAAUACAUAUAAAGACCGAUUCUGAAGAGUUUCAGAAACAACUUAGCACUGCGAUAAGUGGGUCCUUAUGGGAUAUGACUGUGGGUGAAGAAGAGUCAAAGCUGGAUAACGAUCUUGCAAAGAAAGUAAUGAAAUUAUCUCAAUUUGAAAAACAAAUGUGUACACAAAUAAUGGAAACCAAGCAACAAGCCCGUAAUCUAGUAAAAAAUAGAAUUGCAGGAGAAGAGGAAUUCGCAGAGCAGAGAACGCAACAAUUUAAUCAAUUUCUUGAUAAUUUAAAGGAAGAAAUUAAUUUAGGAAUAGCUGAAAUAGACUUCGAAAAGCAAAGGCAGAAUAUGUUGCAUAAAAAAUUGUAUGCAGAAAAGAUGAAAAGAAAAAGACAACACUAUUACGACAUUUGCUACGAUACAGUUUUGUCCAUAAUUGAUUACGCUACAAAAUAUGCUUACUAUAAAAGAUUGUUAGAAGGAGAUAUACCUAAUCAUUUUAUUUCUGAGUGGAAAACAUUGUAUUAUAAACAGCAACCUAUUUUUGAUUAUAUUGAGCCAAUGGAAAAUAUUUUAAAAGAAUCGACAAGUGAAGAAAAUGUGUUACCUGAUUAUGAGGAAAUAUUGCAUCUAGAAUUAGAUCGUCACGAAAUUUUAAAUGUAAAUGAGUUUGAAGAUUAUCAUAAUUAUAUGAAUCUUUGGAAAUUGGAUUUCUUAAUACCUAAUUUUGACCCUGAAUCUGAGGACAGAAGGUAUGAACAUUUAGGGUUACGUAUUUUAGGGCAUGUAGUAUAUUCACUACUAGAAAUAAAGUAUCCGUACCCACCUCAACAAUUACCAGCCAAUUUACCAGAAUACUUCUCAAAAGCUAUUGUACGCCAUAUACCUGAUAACUUGAUUACAAAUGCCAUGCAAACAUUGCUAAUAGCUCAAAAAAUACAUGUUGUACGACUUGAGUCAGCUGUCAACUUCUGUCUUAGACAAUUUAAACAUGAAAUGGUUGGUUGUACUGAUAUUGAAUUAUCUUUUGAUAAAUUUUUUGCAUCAGCUCAAGAAGAGGAUAGUAAAGAAUUCAUUAAGUUAUUAAAAAGUGAACAUGAAGUCACUAAUAAAAGUAGCGAAGCUAAUGUGAUUUUAGGUUCAGGACCGCUUAUUGCGAAUAUUAAGCAGACACAAACACCUAAAACCAUUCCAGAAGAAGAUAUGACUUUGUCACAACCCGCUGAACUAGGAAGAUAUGCAUAUGAAUCUUUAAAUUCCGGAGAUAUUUUGACAGAUCACUUACUUUGCGCAAUAAUAGUUGAAUAUCUAAAGGAGCAAGGUAAUAUAAAUGGUUUUGCGAUAGUAAAUUAUCCUAAUUCAUAUCGUCAAGCACAAAUCUUAGAAGAGACAUUGUCGGGUCGGGCACCUCCUGAUGAAAACGAGUUAGACGACCAAGACGAUAUAUAUCUCGAAGAGAGCAUUGUUAAGCAUAGGAAAAAAGAGAGAGAUCCUUAUAAACAAAAGAGAACAUCCAAACUUGUUUGUGAUCCUCAUAAAAAAAUAGCUAAUAAACCAUUUACUAGUUAUUUCACAUGCUAUAUAAAACUAAAAGAAACAGAAGAUAUUCUCAAAGAGUUGGUGAUAUGGAAUUUAAACCAAGAAAAUUCAGAACUUAUAGAUAGGUUUUAUGCUGUACUAGGAAUAAAUUAUAGUAUGUAUUACGAAGUUAUAGAGAAAGAACAAUUGAGUUUGAUAUGCAAAUAUAUAAUUGGUGACUAUACAAUGCCAUUAAAGUCAAAUGAUAAGCUAUUUGGUGAAAACGUUUUGAGUAAUCUUGAUUUUCCUUCCUCUGAUGAUAAGAGAACAAAGUCAAAGAUUGUCAAACCUGAAUUAUCUAACGGAAAAUCGAAAGAAAGAUUGCGACGUAAUUCUAGAUUAAGUAAAAUGUCAUCUUUAAAUGAUUUAAAUAUUGUUAAAGCACCUGAAUCUAUAGAUGAAAUACAAGAUGAGAUAUUAUUUGAAAAAUGUGAAGAAGAAGAAAAUGAGGGUAAAGCAUGUGACACUUCUCUUAGUGUUGAAGAAGUGAAAUUGUUAGCAGGCGAAGAAGACUGGAUAUAUGGCACGUUACCGAUAGUUGAAGAUAUAGGAGUUGCGUUAGCUACUUGUUGGGAAGAAAUAGAAAAAACAUAUUUAAAUGACAUUCAACAACUAUUUUUUGGAAUUCGAUUACAAAUGAAUUGCCUUGUGCCAUAUACAAGAUUCCUCAAGGAUAAAAUGGAACAAAUAAUUACACUUCCAUCCCAUAAACAAGAUUUAGUCAGUAAUUUCCAUCAGGAAUAUAAUAAUUUUGAAAAUGACUGGCGUGAUAUACAUUUAAGCAAAAACGAAUGGCAUUGUAAAAUAAAGGAGUUACAAUAUAGUUUAUAUAAAAUAUGUGACGAUAGAAAACAGUUUGCAGAACAACAAAGACAGUCACUUAUAUGUGAAAAUUGGGCGUUGGAAGAGAUAACCACAAUGGUCAACUCAUACAUUUCUUGCAUGCAGACUGAACUAAAUAGAUUUAUUUUGACUUAUCAAACUUUACACGACUUUUACUUCGCUAUGAUUAAAAGAUCUCCACCAAACGAAAGAUUGUCCUCAAAGGAACUUACUAAAAUUUUUAAAGAAACGGAUGAAACGUCAGGAAGUAAGAAAGGUGGAGAAGACAAAGUAUAUAGACAACUUAAGAAUUGUUUCCAAGAUAUGCAGUUGAAAAAUAUUGAAAUCGAUUACAGUAAUAAUCCUUUUAAUUUAGUCAUAGAAAAUAAUAUAAAAUAUGCUUUAAAAGUUGUAAAAGAUACCAAUGAUUCAUACAGAUCUCUAAUAAGUCGGGAAUAUAGUGAAAUAGCAAAAAUAGUGCCUGCAACAAAGAAAAAGGAAGAAACAAAUUCAGAAGAAUCAAUGUGCGAGGAAGAUGUUUUCAAGAAUAAUGCUUUAAAAUGUAUAGAUGAGUGGAUUAUGGGCAUAAAUGGUGAAAUGUUUAGAGUUAAUUUACGUCUAUUAGCUUUGCAAUACAAAUGUUAUAAAGACAUGAAACUUUUUAAUGACUACAUUACCAAGACAUUUAUAGACAUUCAAAAUGAUUUAAAUAAUUAUUAUCUGAAUGAAAUUAAAUCCGUUGAUCGUUUAUGUAAAUACAUGCAAAUGGCUGUUGAAAAUGAUAAAAGAAUUCCAGAUAGUCUUGCGCUCGAAGAAGAUAAGUUUAUCAUUGAUCCAAAUCUUUUACAAUAUUCUGAAUCAAAAACAAAAUUAGAAGAAACAGAUAUUAAGGAAGUCGUAUCGGAUAUACAAUUUAAAAUUUGUCACUUAGCUCGAUUACGAUCACAAUUCCAAAUUGUAGCCCCAACAGGGUUGAUUUUACAACAGGCGUUUAUUUACUUAUUACAAGAUUUUAUUUUAUUUGGCAGAGAAGUGUGUGAUGGUCCAAUGUUUCCAGAAUCAUGGAAACGAAUAGAUCCUGAACUUGUCCCGAAGUUAGUAUUUGUAUUGUUUGGAGAGACAACCUAUAUUGAUUGGAGGGAUUUUUUAAUAUAUUGUCUUAAUAUAAAUUUCCCUACUAUUGAAGAAUUGCUGCUCCAUCGUAAGCAUUUCCGUUGUAAUGACCUUGACUCUACGGAACUAAUAAAGAGGCAUUUAUUUUUCGAAGAGGAACUCUGGUUUGAAAAAGAUUUUAAUCCUGAAAAUAAACAGGCUUUGUUAAGAAAAAAUUUGACUAAACAUUUUAUAUUUGAGUUGUUCGAAACAGCAGAAAACAUUAUGAACUAUUCGGCUUUUUUGCUCGCAUUUUGUAAAAGUAUUGAUCCAAUUAAAGGAUUUGUUAUGGCUUUAUCAAUGGCAGUUGGUAAAAAGAUAUGUUUUGAUUUAGCCGAGUGUGAAGAUGUGGUAUGUAAAUUAAUAAAAGAUAAAAAAUACAAGGAAGAAUGUCUAGUUUGUGCAAAUAAAUGUACCAAGCAGUUUUUAGAUAAAUUAAUUAUGAAUGUUGUUAAUGUAUGUGAAGGUACAACAAUUACCGAACUAGAAUAUUCAGAACCUAUGCCUGAAUUGGAUAAAAAGGGGAAAAAGGGUAAAGGCGGUACAAAAGCUAAAAAAAAUGAAAGUUCUCAAAGUGCUCGAAUACCAAAGAUGCAAAAGAGUCUUAAUAGUCGAAGUAAGAUAGCGCAAUCUACUUCAGACGUCAAAACGACGUAUAUAUGUAGACCAUGUGAAGACGAAGUCGAAAUGGUUGAGGAAAAACCGCCUGAGAAAGAAGAGAUCAUAGAAGAACCAAAAGCGGAACCACAAGAAGACCCUAAUUUGGUUUAUGCUGUUAGCCAAACAGUUAUUUGGAAAGUAUUAAAAAUAUGUUUGCCUUCGUAUUUCGAAUUGCUUCCUGAAGUAGGAGUUUCAACAUAUUUUGAACAAGUUGAAGAGAUUAUGAAACGACUAGAACAGGACACCGAUAAUAAAGAUAUAUACGUCUGCAAAUUCGUUUCUGAACCAAAUAUAUGUAAAAUUUUGCAUAAAAACAAAAAAUUCGUUGCUAUAAAUUUUUUAGAAGAAAUUUUUAAAAUAUGUAUUUAGGACUCAAAAUUUAUUGACGCUGAUUUGAUCCUUGCAAGUUUAUCGUCGUUUUGUAGGUCUUGAAUGUGGAUUUUUCUAUGUAAACCUUGUAAUAAAGUUCGAACAAAGUAA